This is a messenger RNA of Sodiomyces alkalinus F11, 2013 nucleotides long. RefSeq names its product alcohol oxidase. Gene Ontology annotation, molecular function: flavin adenine dinucleotide binding; oxidoreductase activity, acting on CH-OH group of donors. The record is from RefSeq and is a predicted model, not a curated record. The coding region runs from base 1 to 2013 and encodes 670 amino acids. NCBI's taxonomy places the organism in Eukaryota, Fungi, Ascomycota, Sordariomycetes, Glomerellales, Plectosphaerellaceae. The transcript is spliced from 2 exons.
AUGCGCCCCAAUCGACCGUUGCGACUCCUAGCCCUGCUAGGGGCAGCGGCCACCACCGCCUCCUCCGCCUCCGUUGCCCUCGCACCCCGCGAGGACGCCACCUACGACUACAUCGUGGUAGGCAGCGGCCCCGGCGGCGGUCCCCUCGCCAGCAACCUCGCCCGCGCCGGCUUCGAGACUCUCCUCAUCGAGGCCGGCGACAACGAGAUCGCCGACCCGGCCACCAACGUGGCCUCCUUCUUCGCCACCACCGGCAUCAAGGAGAGCCUGCACUGGGACUUUUACGUCAAGCACUACGACGACCUGGAGCAGACCAAGAAGUUCCAGCAUCUCGUCUGGCGCCUCCCCGACGGCUCGCAGUGGGUCGGCCCGGGCGGCUCCGAGCCCGAGGGGGCUGAAGUCCUCGGUGUGAAUUACCCGCGCGGCGCUACGCUGGGCGGGUCUUCUGUCAUCAACGCCGGAGCUGUCCUGCUUCCUAAUGAUAGUGAUUGGAAUUAUGUGAAGAACAUCACCGGUGAUGGCACAUGGAGUGCGGCCAACAUGCGAAGAAUCUUCGCAAAGCUGGAGCGCAACACCUACCUCCCCGAAGGAACCGAGGGCCACGGCUUCGACGGCUACGUAGACGUAACCAUCGGAGACGGCAACCAGUACCUCUCCUCCCCCCAGGCCGUGGAGAUCAUGACCGCCAUGGCCGAGGAGCUCGGGAAGGACCCCGCCGACCUCCCGACGCUCCUCACCGCCGACGCUAACUACCUCGACCCCGAACGAGACUUCACCGAGGGCCUGUGGGCGCUCCCCUUCCACGUCAACGAGACAUGGGGUCGCGUCAGCGCCCGCAACUACAUCCUCUCCACCUUCAACGCGCGAGACAAGGGCGCCUGUACCAAGAAAUACCCCCUCCACCUCCAGCUCAACACGCUCGCCACGCGCGUCCUCUUCUCCCACCCCUCCGAAUCCGAAUCGGACCAGCCGAGGGCCGUCGGCGUCGAGUUCCUCGAGGGCAAGAGCGUAUACCAGGGCGAUAGGAGGCACGACCCGUCCAGCAAGGGGACGCCCGGCCGCGCCUACGCUCGCAGGGAAGUCAUCCUCAGCGGCGGCGCCUUCAACACCCCGCAGCUCCUCAAGCUCAGCGGGAUCGGCGACGCCGCCGAACUGGCGCAGCACGGCAUCGACGUCGUCGCCCCGCUCCCCGGCGUGGGGACCAACAUGCAAGACAGCCAGGAGAUCGCCAUCACGGGGCUCGCGGCCCAGAACUUCACCUUCGCGGACCCCCCCUCGGGCCCGGACCCGACCUGCAGGCGCGACGGCGCGCCGGGCGACGACCCCUGCUACGACCUCUGGCUGCAGGGCAAAGGCCCCUACGCGCGGGCGGGGCCCAACACGAGCGCCUUCCUCCUGCGAUCGAACCACAGCGCCGACGGGGAGCGCGACCUGACCAUCUUCGCCGGCCCGUUCGCCUUCCGCGGCUUCUGGCCGGCCACGGGACAGGAGUUCCGCGAGCCGCCCAACACGUGGGGGAUGCACAUGGUCAAGAUGCGGCCGCAGAACCGGCGCGGGGUGGUGAAGCUGCGGUCCGCCGACCCGACCGAGAUGCCGGAGAUCAAUUUCCACCUGUUCGCCGAGGGUGCGGACGUCGAUAUCGGCGCCAUCAAGGACGGCGUGGCGUGGGGACGGCGCGCGUUCGGGCGCGUGAGGGGCGGCGCGGCGCCCGUGGAGAUCACGCACCCGCCGUGUGCUGCGGGGCCGAACCCGGACGGGAGCUGUGCGGACCCGGAGGCGGACGAGGCGUGGAUUCGCGACGAUGCGUUCGGGCAUCACGUCACCAGCACGUGUCCCAUCGGCGCGGACGAUGACGAGAUGGCCGUGUUGGAUUCCGAGUUUCGCGUUCGUGGCGUGAGGGGGCUGCGGGUCGUGGAUGCGAGUGUGUUUCCUCGCACGCCUGGCUCGUUCCCCGUCAUUGCGACGUUUAUGGUCAGCGAGAAGGCGUCCGAGGUGAUUCUUGGCCAGGCGUGA